Penicillium vulpinum is the source of this 2388-nucleotide messenger RNA. RefSeq names its product E3 ubiquitin-protein ligase HRD1 (gene hrdA). NCBI's taxonomy places the organism in Eukaryota, Fungi, Ascomycota, Eurotiomycetes, Eurotiales, Aspergillaceae. The record is from RefSeq and is a predicted model, not a curated record. The transcript is spliced from 3 exons. Gene Ontology annotation, cellular component: cytoplasm. The coding region runs from base 1 to 2388 and encodes 795 amino acids.
AUGAGACUGGCCGCGUAUGCUGGGGCCUCAGUGGUCCUAGCCACUGGUGUGUUUCUGAAAGCUCUUCAUCAGAGGUCCAAUUUCUAUUCGGCAUGCGUUUAUCUCUCUCAGAGUAGUGCGAAUCUUAUGAUCCUCACGAAUUUAUGUCUUCUCGUCACCGGUUUCGUACUAUUCUGGCUCCAGCGACUUCUCUACGGACCCUUGCGACCAAUCGAGACCGAGCAACUAUACGAGCGGGCCUGGUUCGCCGUCACAGAGACAUGUCUGGCCAUGACCAUCUUCCGAGGCGAACUUGGAGGCUGGUUUUUGGUAAUGUUCAUUUCGCUGCUGGUCGGCAAGGUUUGGGGCUGGAUUGGCGAAGGCCGCGUCGAGUUCCUAGAGCAGCAGCCGCCAGCUAAUCCUCGGUUGUUCCAUAUUCGCCUCGCGCUGUCUCUCGUGCUGACAGUGCUGUUCAACUCCUUCAUGUUGCGGUACUGUGUGCAAACCGUAAUUACGCAGGCACGGCCGGAUAUGAUGGUGAUGUUUGGAUUCGAAUUCGCCAUUUUGGCGAUCCUCUCGACUUCUACCCUCCUGCGAUAUGGUAUCGCGUUGACCGAGAUCUCCAUAACCCACCAGCAAAUAAAGGCCAAGAUGCAGGAACGUCGGGACGAGAUACGUGUUGCGCGUGUCGAGGCCAUUCGAGAACAUGCCCGCGCCGGAGCUACCUCCCCUCCUGACAAUCUGCCCGACGAAAACGAUAUCGAUGAGAUGGAGAUUGACGUCCCCGGGUGGGAGGAGAAGGGUCGUUGGGUCUUCUACCUGGACCUUUUGACCGAUUUGUUGAAACUCGUGAUUUAUUUGAGCUUCUUCGGUAUCCUUCUCACUUUCUAUGGCCUUCCCAUCCACAUUCUGCGGGACGUUGUUGUGACCAUCCGCUCGUUCGCCCGUCGCAUUAUGGACUUCAUGCGUUACCGAAAUGCGACAAGGGAUAUGCACCAAAGGUAUCCGGAUGCGACGCGAGAAGAAGUCUCCCGGGAAGAUGUGUGUAUCAUCUGUCGUGAGGAGAUGAUUCCAGUUCAGCCAAUGGAACCGCAACCGGCCGCUAAUGCUACUGGAGAGCCUGCACAACAGCCGGCCGCUGGAAGACAGCGGGUUCCUGACCGCCUGCGUCCAAAGAAGCUCCCAUGUGGCCAUAUCUUGCACUUUUCGUGCCUCCGAAGCUGGCUUGAGAGGCAACAAAACUGCCCUACAUGCCGACGUCCUGUCAUAGCGCCCACUCGAACUCGAGGAGCUGCCGGGGUUGGAGCUGACAACGCACGCGGAGGUCAGAAUGGUGGCAUCCAGCCAGGUCAACAAGGUCCAGAUGCACAACCACGUGCUCGAGUCUAUCAGUUUGGGCCCUUCCGUGUCGGCUUUGGAGCUGUUCGUGGAGAUUUGUUCAACAAUCUUCAUCCACAGGGUGACCAACGUAACGUACCACAGCCUGGGGCAAACCCACCUGUGAAUGUGCCUGGAGGACAAAUUGGCUUUGGAUUUGGGUUCGGACGCCGUCCCCAAGCCCCCACCCCUGCUCCUGCCCCACAAGCUGCGCCCCCGGGGGGAUCUAUCACUGCUGAAAUCAACGACCAAUUACUGCACAUUGAGCAACGGCUCAAUCAAGAGAUCGCCACUCUUCGAGCUGCUACAGAGCAUCUAAAUCGUGUUCGCCAGCUUCGGGUGGAAUUGGAGCGGCUGCUUGCUCAAGCAAGGGCUGCAAACCAAGAAGCUGCGGGCCAACAAGGUGGCGUUCAACCAGGCCCGCCUCCCAACGUGCUCCCAGGAUCUGCGGUCUUCGCAGCUGGUCACCGGUAUGGCGCAAACUCGGGCACUGAUGUUUUAAACUCUGGAGAUCCUCGUCUACCUGAGGGGCUCACUCUUCCCCCUGGUUGGACCCUCCUCCCUCUUCAGCGCGUAGACAAUGGUGCCAACGGUAUGGCACAAACAGUACAGCGCACGCCUACCACUACAGUGACAUCACCAGCUGCGCCAGCCGUGGCUAGUGCUGUAAAUUUCCAGUCCCCCUCAUUCCCCGUGCCUGUUCAGGAUCAAACGAGCGGGAACGUCGGGGUAAAUGCACAUGGCACCACCGAUGCUGAAACCUCUCCUGUAAAUGGAGCCUCUAGUCCACCGGUAUUGCCCACCAUCCCUUCGGCAGAUCAUCGUGCAGAAUCCCCGUCUCAAGAAUGGACCGACGUUGCUCCUGGAGAGUCUUUUGAGACCAGGCCAGCUGCCUCCAUUCCUACUACAUGGGGUAGCAAUCGAGAAUCUGCAAAUAAUGCCUCUGGCCAAGCUGAGACUCACCCUGAAUCCACAUCUGACGGCAAAGGCCGGACCGCAUCAGUUGAAGAACCCCCCGAUGAAGAAACUUGA